GGGGCCGGCUCCCAAAUCCCGAUGUUUAGCGCCUGCGGCAUGUGGGGCUUCGGCUCGGUGUUCUCCGGGCGGCUGGCCCGGAGACUGGCGUUCAGGGUGGAGAAGUCGGGGGCUGGCGGCAUGGAGGACCAGGACCAGCCCCAGCGCAACCCCACGGAGGUGCAGAUGAGCCAGAUGGUACUGCCCAGUCACACCAACCACCGCGGGGAGCUGAGCAUCGGCCAGCUGCUCAAGUGGGUCGACACCACGGCCUGCCUCUCUGCAGAGAGGCAUGCCGGCUGCCCGUGUGUCACAGCCUCAGUGGAUGACAUCUACUUUGAGCAUACGAUCAGCGCCGGUCAAGUGGUCAACAUCAAAGCCAAGGUGAACCGAGCCUUCAACUCUAGCAUGGAGGUGGGGGUCCAGGUGACUUCGGAAGACCUAUGCACGGAGAAACAGUGGAACGUGUGCAAAGCUUUGGCCACCUUUGUUGCUCAGGGUUCCACCAAAAAGGUGAAACUGAGGCAGACAACCCCGUACACGGAGGAGGAGAAGACGGAGUACAGCAUCGCGGCGGAAAGGAGGCGCCUGAGGCUCGUCUACGCCGACACCAUUAAAGACCUGCUCCGCCACAGCGUCAUCCGUGAUGACCUGGAGGGCCGUGACUGCACCCGCAAAGUACCAGCGGAGAAGACGCGGGUGGAGAGCGUGGAGCUGGUGCUUCCCCCGUAUGCCAACCACCAGGGGAACACGUUUGGGGGCCAGAUCAUGGCCUGGAUGGAGAAUGUGGCCACCAUUGCUGCCAGGAUGACACGGAUCUGGGGCCCACGUAGCCGGCUGUGCCAAGCCCACCCCACUCUGAAGGCCAUCGAGAUGUUCCACUUCCGGGGUCCCUCCCAGGUCGGGGACCGGCUGGUGCUCAAAGCCAUCGUCAACAAUGCCUUCAAAAACAGCAUGGAAGUGGGGGUAUCGGUAGAGGCCUACCGGCAGGAGCAGGAAGCCCACCACAGACACAUCAACAGCGCCUUCAUGACUUUCGUGGUCCUGGACCAGAACGGACAGCCCCAGACUCUGCCCUGGAUCCAGCCCCAAUCUGGGGAUGGCGAGAGGCGGUAUCGGGAAGCCAGCGCCAGGAAGAAAAUCCGGCUGGACCGGAAGUAUAUCGUCUCCUGCAAACAGGCUGAAGUGCCUCUGUCUGUACCCUGGGACCCCAGUAACCAGGUGUACCUGAGCUACAACAAUGUCUCUGCCCUCAAGAUGCUCAUGGCGAAAAGCAACUGGACCCUUGCCUCUGAGCUCAACAAGGUCAAACUGUUUACCCUAGAGGAUGACCACUUCCUGUCCUUCCACAUCGAGAUGACCGUAGCCACCUCCACCCCCCAGGCCUUCCUGCUGCUGUCGGAUCUGUGCCGCCGCCACCAGUGGGACCGGCACUACAUGAGUGCAGAGCUGGUGCAGCAGGUGGAUGAGGACGAUGCCAUCUACCACGUGAUCAGCCCCGCCCUCGGCAGUGACAACAGCAAGCCCAAGGACUUUGUUAUCCUGGCCUCCCGCAGAGAGCCCUGCGACCAGGGGGACCCGUACGUCAUAGCUCUGCGAUCGGUCACCCUUCCCACACACCCCCCAGUCCCCGAGUUCAGUCGGGGAGAGACUUUGUGUUCGGGCUUCUGCCUCUGGAGUGCGGGGGAGCAGCUCACUAAGGUUUCCUACUACAACCAGGCCACCACCGGCUUCCUCCCCUACGUGACGACCAACAUCGCGGGCCUGUCCUCCGAGUUCUACAGCACCUUCAAGGCCUGUGAGAGUUUCCUGCAGGACAACGCCUCCGCCGAACCGACCCUCCGCAAACACAGCCUCCUCCCUGACAGCUCUGGCCCCCAGGACUGAUGCCCCAUGGGAAGGGGGUUUGACACCCCCCCCGCCCCUCUCAAGUGGAGGCCCAGAACCUGCCGCCUCUUUUUUUCACUCUGUGGAGAGGCAGGGUCUUCAUGGGCCGGAGGAGUAUUAGCGGGGGGAAUCCCUCUUGCCAUGGACUGACCUAAAGGUGGAAAAUGGGUCUCAGAAGGACCCUCUUACCCCUGCCUGGGGGAGCCCACACCCUUCACUGUCACUGGUCCCACGUCCAGCACCAGGGAGCAGUAAAUAUUUCUCCCUUUUUCCCUCCCCUUACUCCCUCCAUCCACAGAGGCUGUGCAGGUGCUCCUGCAGCCCCUCCCUCAGCCCCCCCCCCA
Molecule: messenger RNA, 2210 nt
Organism: Tachyglossus aculeatus (Australian echidna)
Lineage: Eukaryota; Metazoa; Chordata; Mammalia; Monotremata; Tachyglossidae
Gene: ACOT11
Product: acyl-CoA thioesterase 11
Exons: 16
Coding region: 22-1866 (614 amino acids)
Cellular component (GO): extracellular exosome
Molecular function (GO): thiolester hydrolase activity; lipid binding
Source: RefSeq, a predicted model, not a curated record